Dracunculus medinensis (Guinea worm) is the source of this 501-nucleotide messenger RNA. The record is from the annotation of a GenBank genome assembly. NCBI's taxonomy places the organism in Eukaryota, Metazoa, Nematoda, Chromadorea, Rhabditida, Dracunculidae.
AUGGGAAAAAUUAUUUUUCUGUUGAAUGAUGGAGUGAUCGAUGAAGUUUUUUUUAUUUUAAAGGCUCCUAUAAAGGAAAUACCUUCGAAAUCGAUUCUUGAGAUUCAUGCUUCUCCUAGACUUUUAAGAAUUCGCAAGCGGAAAAUGCUUAAACAUAAAAGAAGAAAGCGAGCGAAAAGAGAUGCAAACAAAUAUGCAGUUUAUCAUCGUGAAAAGAAAGCAAGGAUCUUUCAAAUAAUCUAUUCAUCACUUUUAUUUUUCAGAGCUAAACAAGAAUUGCCUUCGCAAAUUAAUGAAUCUGGCAGAAAAUUUUAUCCUCAUUGGUCUACUGUUGUUUCAUUGGAGGAACUUUAUGGACUUCCAAAAGGAGACUAUAUUGAUAAGCGAUUCGGUUUAGCAAGUAAUGAAGAUGUGGAAACAAUUGAAAAGUUGAAAGACAAGUACAAACAGCUAUAUUCAAAAUUCGAUAGUAAUGGUGAUAAAAGUUCCAAUCCUUCAUGA